Messenger RNA from Liolophura sinensis, 10296 nucleotides. Its product is annotated as helicase SRCAP-like. The record is from RefSeq and is a predicted model, not a curated record. Gene Ontology annotation, cellular component: Swr1 complex. Gene Ontology annotation, biological process: chromatin remodeling. Bases 201 to 10061 code for a protein of 3286 amino acids. Lineage: Eukaryota; Metazoa; Mollusca; Polyplacophora; Chitonida; Chitonidae. Gene Ontology annotation, molecular function: ATP binding; ATP hydrolysis activity; histone binding. The transcript is spliced from 53 exons.
CGGAGAGGGAAGAUUGAUGAAAUUGUGUUGUGGUUUCCAUCCACGAAAAUCUGGUUGAAAUUUUUGCAAUGUUUGGCGCACUGUAUACAAAUUUUGAGAUCAGAUGCUGAUCUGAUCGGAUCGAUGAUUUUUCACCACUGAUGGCAGGGUUGUCGCGGUAAAAUUUGUGAAUCAAAUUUUGGCAGCUCUGAGAGAUUGCCAUGCAGAAAGGUGGUGGGGAUGCUGACGAUGGUUUGAAUCCUGCACCUCAGUCCAGUGGGGCGCCAGUAGGUGGGGCAAAUGGCGCCUCCAGCCUGCUUUCUUCUGCGCAAACGCCAGCUGUUGUUUCAGUUGUGCAGCCCCCACCUGCUGGCCCGUCGUCUGCAGCGCUUCCCCAGAUCAGCCCGGUACCUCAGCUCGUACUUGCUGGGUCUCUUCAAACAGAGGGUACAGCUCCUAAUGUUGUAUGUCCACCUCAAACGGGCCUUCCUCCACAGUUACGAGGUCUGAUCGCGCACACUACUGGCUAUCGCCCUCUUCACCCUCACUCUCUAGCCUCGGCCACCCUGCCCACACAAUUACUUGGCUCGCCGGGUCUCGGGAGGCGGGUUUUCAGUCCGACCACUGCGGCCAUUGUCACGUGUGCUGGUGUCCUGUCGCCAGCCCUCUCCCCUCACAGUGCCACCAUUCUCGCUAGUCACACAUUUCACAGGCAGCUCGGAGGGGCAGGUGGGGCUAUCAGUGGAGGGAGAGCCUUACCACAGCAGCAGAGUGUGCCUGGCCAACCUGUCGGUACAACUGGGUUUUUAGUGGGCUCUGACUCUGUAUCUCUCCCAGGUAACACCAGCAUCAGUGCCAGUGGCGGGACCAUCCAUCACCAUGGCCAAAGUCCCACACGCGGAGGAUUACCUCCCUUGGCAAGCCCAUCAGGGUCGGUGGGUGGAGCCAGUGUUCCCUCGACCAGCCAGUCUCACUCAAGGCAUGCGCGAGAAACUAUCACCUCACAGAGCCCUGCCAGCUCAAACUUGAGUCGAAAUGUGUUCGAAGGACUUACAAAAUCUCUAGCGGCCACAACAACAUUUGGCCCAUCGCCGCGAAAACGGCCACGGGUGGAGGAAAAGCCAGCAGCCACUCCAGAAAUUGCCCAUCAACGUAAAUUGAUAUUGGAUAGUAAAUAUAAAGACAUGGGUGAAAUUAGAAAAGCUUAUAUAGAACACUUGACAGAAUUGUUCUUUCUGCAAAACGGUGGCAAUAUCAUGGACUAUUUAGCAUGGAAGAAGCGCCCGACUCCACAACUAGUGCAUUUCCUUAAAUCGGGUAACCUUGACAGUGAUGAGGAAGAUGAUCAUCAGAUACAGGUGAAAACCUAUAAUGAUGAGGUGAAAGUACUAACUGGUGCAGGGAGUAAUAUUCCGCUUUCUACACCAGUUGCUAUUUCCAAGACAUUACCUCCAAAUGUCACAGCUCUGAAUCAAGGGUCUGUGAAUACUGUAAAUCAAGGGCCAACAUCUCUGUCUCAGACAGUUCCAGGUUUAACGACAGCAGAGUCGCCCGCCCUCACAACGGCUACAGUCACUUCAUCUGCACCGUCAUCACUGUCCAUCACAACCACAGCCAGCACGACUUCCGCCUCGGGCAGUAAACCCAUCUCGUCUCCCUUGUCUCCACCUGCCAAUCUUCACAGCCAGCUGGCCAAGUGCAUUGCCAGCCUCAACGCCUCACAAAUAAAAACCGCUCUUACCACAUCAAUUAGCAAUGGCUCACCCAAGGCCCGAUUAUCCGUAUCAAAAAAACAUUCACUUUCAUCUAUGUGUGCCAGCCCUCUUGGAUCUCAAGAAGCUAUUGUGGAGAGGGCUAAACAGGAAGCACAGGUAAUGCAGCGUGUGUCUGAGCUGAGGAAGGAAGGGAUGUGGUCAUCGCGGCGAUUGCCCCGGGUCCAAGAGCCUCCACGUAACAAGGCACACUGGGACUACCUCCUGGAGGAGAUGCAGUGGCUGGCCACAGACUUUGCACAGGAACGCAAGUGGAAAAAAGCAGGGGCAAGGAAGAUUGCGAGAAUGGUUGCCAAGUAUCACCAAGAGGUUCAUCAGAGAGAAAUAAGGGCUGAGAAGGAAGAAGCUAUGAAGUUGAGGCGAAUUGCGAGUCAGUUGGCUAAACAGAUCAAGGAGUUCUGGACAAAUAUAGAAAAGGUUGUGCAAUACAAACAGCAGUCUCGAUUAGAAGAGAAGCGAAAGAAGGCAUUAGACCUUCACUUAAACUUUAUUGUGGAUCAGACCGAGAAAUACUCCACCUGGUUAACGGAAGGACUGACAGGGGGCAGCACUGCGGGCAGUGUGGCCUCAGACACCACCUCUGACCAGGCUCACACCAGUGGGGACGAGGAUUUUCAGCCAGCUCAAGAGGAUUCUGAUGAUGAAGAGACAAUAGAGCGAGAAGAACAAGAGGCUGGUACAGAUGAGAAAUCAACACUGGAAGAAGUGGAGGCUCUGCAGAAAGAGAGCGAGGUUCCUAUUGAAGAGUUGAUCAAAACCAUUCCCCAUGAGGUGUUCUCUAAGCCAGCCAGUCUAGCAGACGAGUCUGAAGAAGUUGAUGUGGAGGGCGAUGGGGAUUUGUCUCCGCUACGAGAUGAGGAGUUUGAGGCGGCGAGUGAUGAGGAUGAGCAAGAUUUGGAGGAGACCAUUGAGGAACAGGAGAAACACGAGAAGAAAGCAGACCGCAAGAAGGAGAUAGACGAACUGCAACAAGAAGGUGAAAUGUCAAUGGAAGAGUUGGUGGAAAAAUAUGCAGGGGCUUAUGACAGUGACUUUGAGUUUCCUAAUGAAAGCACAGAUGAUGAAACAGAUGAUGAGAGUGAGGCCGAAACUGAAGUGGAGGAGGAGGAGGAAGAAGAGAGUGAAGAGGAAGUGGAGGAUGAGCCAGAAGGGGAGACAACUCAGGAAGAUGUGGGCCUGGAAUACCUGAUGCAUCCAGAAGCAAAGGAAGAUGUUGAUAUAGCUGUUAAGAAGGAGCCAGAGGCUGAAGGACCAGGGAAAGAGAUCACGGAUAUCGCUGCUGAGGCACUCAGUCUACAGCCUAAAGGGUACACGCUACAAACCACCGAGGUAAAGACAAAAGUGCCAUUCCUCCUGAAGCACAAAUUGAGGGAGUACCAGCACGUUGGCUUAAACUGGCUGGCCACCAUGUAUGAGAAACGGCUCAAUGGGAUCCUAGCAGAUGAGAUGGGAUUGGGGAAAACCAUCCAGACGAUAGCUCUGCUUGCUCAUCUGGCAUGUGAGAAAGGUGUGUGGGGACCUCACCUCAUCGUUGUGCCAACUAGUGUGAUGCUCAACUGGGAGAUGGAGAUUAAGAAGUGGUGUCCAGCUUUCAAGAUUUUAACUUAUUAUGGCAAUCAAAAAGAGAGGAAACAGAAGCGACAGGGCUGGACGAAGACCAAUGCUUUCCAUAUCUGUAUCACAUCGUACAAGUUGGUCAUACAGGACCACCAGUCAUUCAGGAGGAAAAAAUGGAAAUACUUUAUUCUGGAUGAGGCUCAAAACAUCAAGAACUUCAAGUCCCAGCGCUGGCAGACCCUGCUGAACUUCUCGAGUCAGCGUCGCCUGCUGCUGACAGGAACUCCCCUUCAGAACAGCCUGAUGGAGCUGUGGUCACUGAUGCACUUCCUCAUGCCACAUGUGUUCCAGUCUCACAAAGAGUUCAAAGAGUGGUUUUCCAACCCGCUGUCUGGCAUGAUAGAGGGUAGUCACGAGUAUAACGACAGUCUCAUCAGACGACUUCAUAAGGUGCUGCGACCCUUUCUGUUGAGAAGACUGAAGGAUGAUGUGGAAAAACAGAUGCCAAAGAAAUACGAGCAUGUUGUGAUGUGCAAACUGUCCAAACGUCAGCGCUAUCUAUACGAUGACUUCAUGUCACAAACAAAAACCAGAGAGACGCUGUCAUCUGGCCACUUCAUGAGUGUUAUCAACAUUCUCAUGCAGCUGAGGAAGGUCUGCAAUCACCCAAACCUGUUUGACCCACGGCCAAUUGUCUCCCCUUUCCAGAUGGAGGGCAUUGUGUGUCAGGUUCCAUCGAAGGUUCUACAAGCCCUCGAAUAUAACCCAUUUACGAUGAUUGAUAUCAGGACCCUGUUUCCCUCGCUAGUUGACAUGGAGAAGGACUUGCCGGCGUUUGUGGCUCACCGUGUGAAGAAGUUACAAACACCUCAUCAGCUGAUUGUGGAGAUUGACAGUCAGCCAGACCCGCCCCCUCGCCUCAAGCCAGCCAAGAAACCUGUUGUGUUUCGAAGUGUUAGCCCUCUUGUGCAGUCUGUGUCUGGUCGAUCAUCCCCACUAGCUGCAGCAGUGAGCCCGUCCAUCGCUGGUCAGAACAGACCUGCCUCCCCUAUAACCAUAGUGAGAACAGCCCCAGCUGUUGUCAGAACACAACAAACACCUUCUCCAGUGCCCAUAAAACUGGGUGUUAGUGCAACACAACCUGUACAGUUACAGAGGCUGGGUGCAUCCCCAGUGGCUACAGCAGUGGUGCAGCCGGUUGCUCCCAACACUGUGGUUCUGUCCACCCCUGGCACCAGGGUGCCCACCUCUCAUGUGACCACGGUACAGGGAACGCUGGCGGCAAAACUCCCUACCAUACCAGGUUCUGCUGUCCUGACCUCAUCAGGAACCCAAGUUAUCCCAUCUCAGCCAAUCACUGUUCAAAUUCAGCAAACGGAUCAGGGGACACAACUGAUGAUCCCAUCUGGCCAACUCUCUCAGUUACCAGCAGGGUUUAUCCAGAUUGUACAAACGUCAACCGGUCAGCAGCUGAUCACGACGACCGGGCCGUCGGCUGCUGUACCUCAAACUAUUCAAGUGACCCCUCGUCCAGCAAUGACCUCUGCACCGACCACACCCCUAGUGAACGGUGUGCCCUCUGCAGCUUUGCCUACAGUGGUAGGUGUCAGUCAGCCAGCGACGACAGCGGCUGGAGUAACACCUGUGAGAGUAACCUCUCUAGUUCAGCAAUCUACCCCAGCAGCCAAUCCACUCACCCCAACAUUAACAACAGUCAACAAGCCUGUGAUGAGGGUGUCCCCCUUAACUGUACAGUCUCCAGCCACACCCAAACCGUACCCCACAGCUACAGCAACAUUGGCCAGUACAAGUGCCACCCCAACUGUAAUCUCCAAAACUCUGAGUGAUAGCCCCAGUACUCCUGCGGUGACAAAGGCUGCUGUGAAACCUGUUGUGAGAGCUAGAGUUAAACCAAAGUCUGAGUUUGAUCUGACAGAGUUGGAAAAGCGAAGGUCGAAAUGUCGGCGAGAGAAGCUGGAGUUGAUCAGUAAAUUGAACAAGCGUCACUGUGAUGUGAAGCCUGUGUAUGGGCAGGACUUCUAUAACUGUGUGAACUUAUUGCGCGACGGAGAGCAGACAGGUGCUACAGGGACACAGUGGAAGGGACGAGGGUUUAUACACUGUCAUAAUGUCCAGCACUGUAAACGACCCCACCGCAUGGCGAACUACUUGGCGAGGACGGAGGCCCUGUCACAGCUAGUCCACACACCAGAGCAGUAUUUAUCUCAGCUACAGGACAUCUUGCAAAGGUAUGUCUUUGUGACACCUGUGGUUGUGGCGCCCCCUGUCAGCCUGAACGCUCCCCACCCGUCCCCGUCAUACCUGGUCAGUGAAGUGACCAGGAAGGAAUAUCUCCACAGAGAAUUGUCACCACGUGUGGACUGCCUGCACUCCAUAUCCUCCAAGAUGACCGUCACGUUUCCAGAGUUGCGACUGAUACAGUAUGACUGUGGUAAGCUGCAGACGUUGGAUAUCUUGCUACGAGAUCUCAAGUCAGGGGAUCAUCGUGUCCUCAUCUUCACUCAGAUGACCAAGAUGUUGCACGUGCUUGAGGCCUUCCUUAACUAUCAUGGUCAUCGUUACCUGCGACUGGACGGUACUACCAAGGUGGAACAGAGACAGGCUCUAAUGGAGAGGUUUAAUGCUGACCGGCGGAUCUUCUGCUUCAUCUUAUCCACACGCUCUGGUGGCCUAGGCAUCAACUUGACCGGGGCUGACACCGUCAUAUUCUACGACAGUGACUGGAAUCCCACCAUGGACGCGCAGGCCCAGGAUCGCUGUCAUCGGAUCGGGCAGACCAGAGAUGUCCACAUCUACAGACUGAUCAGUGAAAAGACAAUAGAAGAGAACAUCCUGAAGAAGGCCAACCAGAAACGCCUGCUUGGAGACCUGGCGAUAGAGGGAGGAAACUUCACAACAGCUUUCUUCAAGGAGCAAACGUUGAAGGAUCUGUUUGAGGAGCCGUCAGGCCUGGAUCAGCUGGCCAAAGAAAAGGCAGAAACGUUGGAAAGGAAGCAGUCCCGCGCACGUGCAAUAGCUGCAGUGGAGCUACCAGGUAGUGAGGGCGAGACCAAGAAUAUUGUGGCCAAGUUUGAAGAGGCCCUGUGUAAGGCAGAGGAUGAGACUGAUGUGAUUGCAGCCAAUCAGGUACGAGCUGAACAGAAGGCUGAGCUGGCCGAGUUUGAUGAGAACAUUCCGUGGGACGAGAAAGAGGACAGAAGACAGGAGGAAGAUGAUGUAUCAAAAGUGGAACAGGAACUGGCUAUGCUGGAAAAAGAGCUGACUCCAGUAGAGCGUUACGCGGUGAUGUAUAUGGAGUCUCAGCUGGAACCGUACAAUGUGGAAGAGCUGGAAAUAGCAGAGGAGGAAGUGGAGCUGGCAAAGAACUCGUGGGAGUUGGCUCGUUUGAAGGCCCUGAAGGAGGAGGAGGAAAGACGUGCUGAAUGGGAGGAGGACGAGAUGCUGUUCACCUACUCCCGAGAAGACUCCUACAACCAGGUGUUCGUGUCAGAUACUGACGGUGAUCAGAUGCCACUCUGGGCCCCUCCCACCCCACCCCAGGAUGAUAAUGACCUGUACAUAGACCAGACGAUCUUCUUCAUGUACGAGCCCAUGCCGAUGACAGAGACCCAGCUGCCUCCUGUCUAUGUGAAGAAAGAGACCCGGAAAACAAAAGUGGAAACGAUGUCAAGACGCUUGCUCCAGAAACAGUCCAGCUCGGAUGCUUCUGCCCAACUACAGGCACGCAAACUCAAGCAGAGAAAAGAAGAAGCACCCAGAGUCCCUCGCUCGCUGUUUGAGCGGCCAACAGCAACCAUUGUCAAGCUUCGCAAAGAGGCUAAGCUACAGAAACUCAAGCAAGGGUUAAUCCGUCCGUUCCGCCAGUUGCCGGCAUCCAGUAACAAGCCGGUAAUGGACAUCACACCUGACCACCCAGAGUGGCUGAUACACGAGGACUGGGCCCUGCUACAGGCUGUCCAGACGCUGUUGUACUUGCCCCUGAAUCUAAUGAUUGUUUCCCCUGCUCACAUUCCCAACUGGGACCUCGUCUCUGAUGUAGUCAACAGCUGCAGUCGUGUGUACCGGUCGCCCAAACAGUGUAAGCUGCGCUAUGAGAAUGUGAUCAUUGCUCGUGAAGAGGGACGCAUUCUCUACGACAUCAACCCCAGAAAGCAGAAGAAGUCAAAGGGUAUUUACAAGGACUUGCCUGUUGUAAGCUCCUCCUACUCUUCCACGCAGACAAAGAACAACCGGCCAAUGAAAACCAGCCAGCUCUUCCUGCAGGACAACCAGAACUCGGUCACUAUGCUGCACUCACUGCGCUUUGACUCCAUCAAGUGCAUCGCAGGAAAGCGCACACCCACUCUGAGACCCACACUCGUGAACCCCACGCAGAAAAAUCCAAAACACGCGGCUGUUUUGGCGGAAAGUGGAAUAACUUAUGACACCCCGCUGAACCCCGAGAAGGUGGCGGCUAUUCGGGCUGAGCGAAUCCAGCAAGAGAAGAAAAAGGGACAAGUGAUGAUGAUGAAGGCCCAGACCGAUCAGCUUGCAGCCCAGAGAACACAGGCGCAACAAGCGUCCGCUGCAUCAACUGCAGCUGCUCAAGUGGCGACCCAGCUACAAACAGCUGCAACCGCAGCUGCCAAUGUCCUACAGACUGGAGCACUGCAGAAACCUGGGGUGAGCCCCGGGACAGUACCCGCUGUCUCCAUCACGCGCCCAGGGGGCAGCACUAGUAACAUUGUUGUCAACACUGCACCGGGGGUGUCCGGCACCACCUUUGCAGCCAUCAACAAACGAAUGAGCCAGCAGACUGGGGCUCUGGCCCAGCCUUCCACUGUAAAGACUCUGUCCCCUCAGACGGUGAGCCAGGCGGUCAGAGGUCAGAGGACGGUGCAGGGCACAGCUCUGACUAUGCAGGAACUGACCACUGCUGUAAACCAGGCACAGGCCCAAGCUCAGGCCAGGGCUAAUCUCACAUCUGGUACGGCCACAGUGGUCACUACAGCCAGUCUGACGGCUGCCCAGUUAGCCGCACAGAGGACGGUGGCCUCUGCUACUUCAGUCACAGGAGUGACAUCAGUACAACAGCAGCUGUCACAGGGCAGUAAACCUCUGACACAGGCUCAACUGUCACACCUCAGACAACAACAACAGACGAUCCUCAAACCCAACGCUCUGCACCCCAGGCAGAUCCUUACUCAGAAAAUACCCUUCAAUGAGAUGCGUCGGCAGCAGUUGAAGCAACAGCAGCAGCAGCAGCAGAUCCGUCAGCAGCUGCAGCAGGGUCAGACAGGUGCUCAUCAGCUACAUGUGGCCAGCGGUCAGAAACCUGUCUUAACCUCUCAGCUGGUCACUGCUAUAGGACAGAAGACACCAGUGAAGCCUAUCCAGCGACUGACGGAGGCAGAAGUGCAGGCAUUGAUCAAGCGUCAGCAGGCCUACAACAAACAGUCAACAGCCGGCCAUGUGCAGCAGGUAAAUAUUAUUGCUCCAGUACAGCAGGUGGGUCAGGCAUCAAGUGCCCAGAGCCCUGUGGCUACCCUGGUUAAGACAGUGUCUGCCCCCUGCGUGUCGAGUGUCACCAUACCUGUCACCCAGGUGGGGCCAGUGAACAUCAACGUCAGCAUGACAGGGCAGAAAACUGCGACAGGGAAAAAUCUGACUGUCAACCAGUUACAUCAGCAACAAAAGUUAAAUCAUUUCCGUCUGCUUCAGCGUAACCUGCACCCAGCGAAGAUGGGUGUGGCUCAGCAGGUUACUGGGAAGGGCCAGGUGCCCCUGGGGGCUAUUCAGAUCAACCGGCCUCUGCCCACCAUUACCCUGCAGCAGUUUGUUAAACAGCAGCAACAGCAGAAUCAGGGGGCUACAAUCCAGCAGAUCAUCACGUCUGUGGCCCCCAGCACACAGACUACCCAGCCCACACUAAUCGCCACGGUGACACAAGCCCAGCCCAUGGUGGCGAAAGUCUCUCUGGCAACGGCUCCAGCCACAACACAGAUGCAGGCCAUCACCCAGGCUUCUUCGUUGACAUUAGGCUCACAGGUGUCGGUGACAACCCAGCCGUCCGUGGCAACAUUGAGCCUGACAGCCGCGUCCCCACAAAGUACCCCCACGGGCGUGGUGCAGUCUGUGAAUGUAACUUCUGCUGGAUCCCCAACUGUGCAGAUGCAGCCAUUACAGACGGUGUCGGUAGGACAGGCCAAAUUGACGAACAUUGCGCAUGCUGUGCCUCAGGCGCGUGUCACUCAGGUCGUCCAUCAGCAGGUGCAACCUAGUCAGGUGACAGGAAUCGGACGCACGCACACCAUUGCGGCACAGACACCACCGGUCGCCGCACAACAAGUGGUAGUGACAGCUGCAACAGACUCACCACAGAUCCAGGCACAGAUUCAGAGAGCGACUGCGUCAGCGCUAUUGGCGUCUCAGGCCCCUGCUGCAGCUACGCAACAGGCUGCACCUGCCACUGCGCCUCAUACUGUAACGCUGGCUUCAGUGGGACAGCAGGCUCAACCUGCGCAGGUGGCGCAACAGCAAACAGUUCAGGCACAGCCACUGACACAGACUCUACCAGUGCUGUCUCAAGCACAAGCAGUGGCGACGCCAGGCACUGCUUCUCCCCAGGUCACGCCUCAUGUUGUAACACCAGCAACACCACAGACUGUUCAGCAACAACAACAACAGCAGCAGCAGACCCCAGCAAAGACACCACACUAUGCCAUGAGAUCCCGCACCACACACAAACACUAACCCAGACACUUUCAAAUGACUUGAUGUUGAAGACAUUGCCAGCCGCAUAGAGUAGCCCAGGUAUCCAGCUUACCUUUAUCAAGUGUGGAAAAGACAGUCUAUAGCCAAUGUAUCCUCCUCGGUUAUACAUGUUAACAUGUACUUUUUGGGGUUUGAUCGAACUCUUCAGAAAUAUGAACAUUUUGUGGGUAGGUAAUGUUUGUAUUAUGCAGUCGUGAUAUAGAUGAAGAAUUUU